This is a messenger RNA of Conger conger (European conger), 1635 nucleotides long. Its product is annotated as alkaline phosphatase-like. Gene Ontology annotation, biological process: dephosphorylation. The transcript has 11 exons. Lineage: Eukaryota; Metazoa; Chordata; Actinopteri; Anguilliformes; Congridae. Gene Ontology annotation, cellular component: plasma membrane. Gene Ontology annotation, molecular function: alkaline phosphatase activity. The record is from RefSeq and is a predicted model, not a curated record.
AUGUGUCCCAGUUCUCCACCCUCCCUAUUGCUCUCACAUUUGCAUCCCUCAUGAUUAACACUAAUAAAAUGCUCUGUUAAAAUCCAAGGCCUUUGUGACUCCUCUCUUAUGUGCUUCUCUGCAGUAGAGGAAGAAGACCCAAAUUUCUGGAAUGUGAAAGGAAAGCAGGCACUGUGGAAGGCCCUGAACCUGAAGCCCAACCCAUACCGGGCUAAGAACCUCAUUCUCUUCCUCGGUGAUGGCAUGGGCAUCGCCACAGUGACGGCAGCCCGGAUCUUCCAAGGGCAGAUGGCAGGGAAGACAGGCGAGGAGAACUCCCUAGCCAUGGACACCUUUCCCUACCUGGCUCUGUCAAAGACCUACAAUGUGGAUCAGCAGAUGCCUGACAGUGCGGGCACGGCGACUGCUUACUUGUGUGGUGUCAAGGCCAACUAUGGCACACUAGGCCUUAGCGCAGCAGCCCGGCGGAGCCAGUGUAACAUCAGCAAAGGCAAUGAGGUCUUUUCUGUGCUGCACAGAGCCAGAAGGUCAGGGAAGUCGGUGGGCAUCAUAUCCACAGCACGGGUCCAGCAUGCCUCCCCGGGAGCUGCGUACUCGCACUCAGCUGACAGGGAGUGGUACAGUGACGCUGAAAUGACCUCUGAUGCACUACAGCAAGGGUGCCGGGACAUCGCCUACCAGCUGGUCCACAACACAGACAUCCAAGUUAUCCUUGGAGGAGGGAGAAAGUACAUGCUUCCCAAUGUGACUCUGGAUCCUGAAUAUCCGAAAACCACCGGAACCCGACUGGACAAUGUUAACUUGAUCACUGAAUGGCUCAAAGGCAAAAAGAAUGCAAGAUUUGUGUGGAACAAGGCAGAGCUGGAUAGUGUCAAUGUGGAUAAAACAGACUAUCUGAUGGGGUUGUUUGAGCCAUCGGACAUGAGGUUUGAGGUGGACCGUGAUACCACCACUGAUCCCUCACUCAUGGAGAUGAUGGAAAAAGCCAUUCGGAUUCUCAGGAGGAACCCCAAAGGAUUUUACCUUUUUGUGGAAGAUGAUGGGAGGAUAGAUCAUGGCCACCAUGCUGGAAAGGCCAAACUGGCCCUCACAGAGGCAGUGGAGCUGGACCGGGCCAUCAGGAGGGCAGGAGAGCUCACCAGUGAACUGGACACCCUAUCAGUAGUUACUGCUGAUCACUCCCAUGUCUUCAGCUUCGGCGGGUAUUCCACCAGGGGUAACCCUGUCCUGGGGCUGUCAAGAGUUAUAGCUGCUGAUGGAAAGCCAUUCACUAACGCUCUAUAUGGAAAUGGGCCUGGGUACAGGCUUGAGAAUGGAAGCCGGCCCAAUGUUAAUGUAACUGUUGCAGACGGCAAUGACUACAUACAGAACGCUGCAGUGCCUCUCCCUUCAGAGACCCAUGGCUCAGAAGAUGUGGCCAUUUUUGCCAAGGGCCCCAUGGCCCACCUGUUCCAUGGAGUGCAGCAGCAGAGCUACAUCGCACACGCCAUGGCCUUCGCUGCCUGCAUCGAGCCUUACACAGACUGCCAGCUGCAGCCAUACGUGGAGCCCAGCACUUCCGCUGCCUCACAGUCCAACUUCCCAACCCUUAUGCUGAGCCUGCUGCCUGCUGUGUACGCCUAUAUUUGUGCAUGA